This is a messenger RNA of Puccinia graminis f. sp. tritici CRL 75-36-700-3, 606 nucleotides long. RefSeq lists its product as uncharacterized. The record is from RefSeq and is a predicted model, not a curated record. Bases 1 to 606 code for a protein of 201 amino acids. The transcript is spliced from 3 exons. NCBI's taxonomy places the organism in Eukaryota, Fungi, Basidiomycota, Pucciniomycetes, Pucciniales, Pucciniaceae.
AUGUUCAUCUUUUACAUUGGGAUCAGCCACCUCAUCGAGAAACCCAUACCGCAAGUUUUAGGAAGUCCUAUGCAAACCACAAUGAGGCACACUUCGCCGUUAGUUCCACACGAUGUCACUUCGCCGUUAGUUCCACACGAUGUCAACGGUCAAGCUAUCAUUCCCAAACGGCUUCCCGGCGCCGAGUCACUCGAGCUUGUUCGUGUCGAUCGUGGAAAGCUGGUAUUCCCUGGAAAUCUAGUGGACUGCGACAUGGCAUGGUAUGGACCUCCCAAGAGAGUUACAAAGCCAUAUGCACCUAUUAAGCAAGCCAAAAGCAAACCCCUUUCGGCAGCGGCGCCCGCAUUCCAUCCCGCACCCAAAACAUCGUCUGCCGGCCUUUUGGGUCCUCAUCCGAGGAACCCAGAAACCAUGGAAAAACUUCGGAUUGAAGGGAGCCAAUACUACCGGUCAAGGGGGACCCCGAAUGUUUUUGCAGGAGCUAAUACUCGAGGAUACAACCAACCACGCAAGAACAUGGAUCCCAAGGCUGAGAAGUCAUCCUCUUCCGGUGAAUUACCGAGCCCACUAGGCAAUAGGGAUUUUAAACAGGGAAGAGCCAACUAA